GCAAAAUGCCGACCAAGGCGGUUUUCCCCACCUUCUUCAACAAGGAGACGAAGAUCUGGAGCGGCCCGCCGCGGCCCACGAUGUAUGCCCAGGACACCUCCAUAGGCCAGAUCGUCUUCAACUCGCUGCGCUGCUGGCCCACCAAUGUGAUUCAGAUCACCGACGACGACGGCACCGUCCUGACCAACGCCGACAUGCUGGCCUACGCCACCCGGAUCGCCCUGUUCUUCAAGAGCGAGGGCCUGACCCAGGACGACCGCGUCGGCAUCAUCGCCAACUCCAGCACCUUCGUCAUCCCCGUGGCCACCGCCUGCUUCUUCCAGGCCACGCCCUUCCACGCCGUCAACUACUCGCGGGAGCCGGCCAUCGUCAAGGGCCUCUUCGAGGUGACCAAGCCAAAGAUCAUGUUCAUCGACGGCUCCGACUACGAGCGCAUCAAGGAGAUCACCCAGGGCUGGGCCCCCAAGCUGAUCACGCUCACCGGCAAGGUGGAGGGCGUGCCGAGCAUCGAGGACCUGGUAAAGCCCCAUCCCGCCGAGAAGAUCUACGUACCCGCUUCCUUGGCCACUGGUGGCGACCAGAUCGCCGUGGUCCUGUGCUCCUCCGGCACAGCCGGCCUGCCCAAGGCAGUGGCCCUCUCCCACCGCCACAUUGCAUCGACCAACUCACUUUGCAUCAGUACCGACGUGCUGUACACCAGUGCCACCAUUGACUGGAUGACCGGAUUCUCGAUUACCGUAAUGAAUCUCACCUGUGGCUUCACGCGCAUCAUUUCCAGCAAGCCCUUCAGCGCCGAGACAGCCCUCCACAUGGUCACCAAGUACAAGGUCACCUGCCUGGCCAUGGCCCCGUGGCAGGCCUACGAGCUCUACACCAGCCCCCUGGCCACUCCCGAGAAGCUGGCCUCCCUGAACAUAGCCUUUGUGAUCGGCGGAUGGAUAUCCCUGGCCCUGCUUCGCAAGGCCCAGGAACUGAUGCCCCGCACCUACGUGAUGUUUUCCUACGGAACCACGGAGACGGGAGUGGUGACCAUCAACGUCGAUCACAGUCUGGAGUGCUCGGUGGGCAGGCUGGCGCCUGGCAUGAGGAUCAAGGUCCUGGGCGAGGAUGGCCAGCAGCUGGGCCCGAACCAGACGGGCGAGGUGCUCAUCGACAUCGGGCUGAAGUGGGAGGGCUACCUGGCGAAUCCCGCGGACACGGCCGCCACUCUCCAGGAUGGCUGGAUCAACCUGGGCGACCUGGGCUACUUCGACGAGGACAACAACCUGUACCUGGUGGACCGCAAGAAGGACCUGCUGAAGUACAAGUCCAAGCACUACUGGCCCAACGAGAUCGAGCAGAUCAUCGCCGAGCUGCCGGAGGUGGAGCACGUGUGUGUGGUGGGCGUGCGGGAUGCGCGGUACGGCGAUGCCGCCGGAGCGCUGAUCAUCAAGAAGGAGGGCGCCGAGAUCGAGGAGCAGAAGGUCAUCGACCACGUGGCCCAGCGGGUGGUGGUGGACUACAAGCAGCUGAACGCCGGCGUCAUCUUCGUGGACAAGUUCCCCAAGAACGCGAAUGGAAAGGUCAUGCGCAGCCUGGCGCGCGACGUCUUCCAGGAAACCAAGCCAAUUAGCUUUUAAUACUAUUUUAAAAAUACUUUAAAUUUGCGUUACCUGUUAUUGGUUUAAAAAAGAUAAUUAAACUCUAAACUUUUAAUUAGA
Drosophila biarmipes is the source of this 1700-nucleotide messenger RNA. Its product is annotated as luciferin 4-monooxygenase. Gene Ontology annotation, molecular function: long-chain fatty acid-CoA ligase activity. Lineage: Eukaryota; Metazoa; Arthropoda; Insecta; Diptera; Drosophilidae. The transcript has 4 exons. The coding region runs from base 6 to 1619 and encodes 537 amino acids. The record is from RefSeq and is a predicted model, not a curated record. Gene Ontology annotation, biological process: fatty-acyl-CoA biosynthetic process; long-chain fatty acid metabolic process.